GACAUGGCGGUGGUGUUGUGUGUCUGCGGGCCGCGCUGAGCUCCUGCGCUCCGCUCCGCUCCGGGACCAAAACUCACAGCCAAGUAGGCGUGGUUUUGGUCUUGAUUGACGAGUGGGGAGGAGCAGGGUCGGGGUGGCAGGAUGAGCGGGGUGGCACUGGGGGUGGACGUAUUGGUGGCGUUGGUGUUGGCGCUGGUGCUGCUGCAUCGUUACGGCGAUGUGCGGAAACAGCAGCGUGUGGUUCUGCUGGCCACGCUCCUCGCUUGGUUCCUCUGUUUCCUCAUCGCCUUCACCAUCCCACUCGACGUCAGCACGACCAUCUAUAAUCAGUGUGUGACUGAUAAUAACCAAGUGGUAGCUACAACACCAAGUCACACCAACCAGACGUCCAACACUUCAGUGUUUCUUACUGCAAGGUUACCUAAGGUGUGUCAUAAGCCAUGGAGUUACGUUCCAGAUGGGAUCCUGACAGUGUUCUGGAGAGUGGUGUACUGGACUUCUCAGUUCCUCACAUGGCUCCUGAUCCCCUUCAUGCAGUCAUACGCUCGCUCUGGAGGAUUUUCCAUCUCUGGGAAAAUAAAAACAGCUCUGAUUGAGAAUGCUAUUUACUAUGGCACUUAUCUCUUCAUCUUCUGCUCUCUCCUCAUUUACGUCGCCAUCAGUCCACAGUGGCACCUCUCAUGGUAUGAUUUGAGGACUAUUGGCAUCACAGCAGCAAACACCUGGGGCUUAUUCCUACUGGUGUUGUUGCUAGGAUACGGUCUGGUGGAAAUCCCACGCUCCUAUUGGCUGGCAUCGUGUCACGGACACCUGCUGUCCAAAACGUACUUCAAAGCAGCAAAGCUGAUGACGGAGAAAACAGAUGCAGAGGAGAACCUGGAGGACGUGAUGGAGGACAUCAGAGCUGUUAAUGAGUCUAUCAAGUACAACCAUCCACUGAGGAAGUGUAUCGACACCAUUCUCAGGAAGUGUCCUGUAGAGUAUCAGGAGAAAAUGGGGAGAAACAUGGAUGAUUACGAGGACUUUGAUGAUAAAAGGAAUCCAUAUCCAAGCAAGAAGAGCCUGGCCAAACUCCAUAAACAGGUGAUCUAUGCAGUGCAGAGACAUAAUCGCACUCAGAUACAGUGGCAGAUUUUAUUAGACAAAGCAUUUCACCUGGAAGAUGUGGCUAAAAAUGAGAUAAGCUCCACCCACCAGUUUGUCCACAGCCAGCCCUCCAACCAAUCAAACGGCUGCUUCAGGAAGUACCUCUACACACCUGCUGCAGAGUGGUAUUGGGAGUGUGUGUUGCGGAGGUGGUGUUACCGUGUGCUGGCCGUGGUGUUGUGUGUGUUGUCGGUGUUGGUGGUUUGGUCCGAGUGUACGUUCUUCAGCACGCAGCCUGUUUUGUCAGCGUUUGCCAUCUUCAUCCAGCUUGCUGAGAGGAAAUACAAUUACAUCUACAUAGAGGUGGCGUGUUUCAUCACCAUCUUGUACCUGUGUUACUGCGUUUACUCCACUGUGUUCCACAUCAGAGUGUUUAACUAUUAUUACCUCGCACCACAUCACCAGACUGACGCUUACAGCCUGCAGUUCAGCGGCAUGUUGUUUUGUCGCCUUACACCACCGCUGUGUUUGAAUUUUCUGGGUGUGAUUCAUAUGGACUCCACCAUUUCACACCAGGACAGACAACAGACCUCAUACACAUCAAUUAUGGGUUCGAUGCACGUUUUGCCGUUUAUUGCUAAUGGAUUUUAUAUUUAUUACCCCAUGCUCAUUGUGCUGCUCUGUAUUGCCACCUACUUCAGUUUAGGGACGAGGUGUUUGAAUCUAUUGGGCUUUCAGCAGUUUAUGAGUGACAGUGAUUUGACCUCUGACCUUGUCGAUGAAGGGAAAGAACUAAUCCGCAGAGAGAGGAGAAAGAGGCAGAAAUCAGAGGAUGCUGAGAACAGGAGAAGGGAGUGGAGGGAGAAGUAUGUGCCCAGGAGUCGGAGUUCCUACUCACAGAUCAGAGAGAGUGACAGUUACAGCAAACAAGGUCAGUGUGAUCGAGCUGAGCUCCUGCAGGAUGUUGAGCCACUGGAUUUUAACGGAGAUGAUACUCAGGAAGUGGACAACAGGAGGUGCGGUUAUCUCUCCACCUCAGUGUCUCGCACUCACAUCUUUGAUGACGUAUGAGAAAAAGCAAAGGAUCAGGGACAAAAGAGAGAGAGACACCAAUAUUGCACUACUUCACUUUUGAGGAAACGUGUGUGUGUGUGUGUGUGUGUGUGUGUGUGUGGUGUUCUCAUACAGAAACUCACACAGUGUUUGUAUCCAUAGCGACUGUAGUGAAUACAGAAGUAUAAAAUGAGUUGUUAUUACAUCACAGUGAGAGUGUUAAUGAUUUAGUGAGUGUGAGCCUUCUUCUGUUUUCAUCAGACCCAAAGCUAUGAAAGAUCAGGUGUGCUAAUGAGCUAAUUACGCUAACAGAGUGCUGGGUGCUCGGUUACCUGCUGCGUAAAAAACUUUACUCGCAUCACAAAUAUUUACAACAAACGUGAAGUGAUGCUUUUAUCAUUCACACACUGCGACUUUAAACCCAGCACAAAUGAAAUGGUGGAUUUUUCCUUUGUUUUUGUGACCUUUGAACUGUUCUGGUUCUUUGUUUCUAACAGGGAAAGAGUUUUUUUCUCCUUUACACACGUCUUUUAAACAUUUUUAUUCUCAGCGGGUUCAU
Neoarius graeffei (lesser salmon catfish) is the source of this 2698-nucleotide messenger RNA. RefSeq names its product LMBR1 domain containing 2a (gene lmbrd2a). The transcript is spliced from 18 exons. Gene Ontology annotation, cellular component: membrane. Gene Ontology annotation, biological process: adrenergic receptor signaling pathway. The coding region runs from base 142 to 2157 and encodes 671 amino acids. Lineage: Eukaryota; Metazoa; Chordata; Actinopteri; Siluriformes; Ariidae. The record is from RefSeq and is a predicted model, not a curated record.